Messenger RNA from Saccostrea cuccullata (small rock oyster), 6567 nucleotides. RefSeq lists its product as uncharacterized. Gene Ontology annotation, molecular function: DNA helicase activity. The record is from RefSeq and is a predicted model, not a curated record. Bases 1 to 6567 code for a protein of 2188 amino acids. Gene Ontology annotation, biological process: DNA repair; telomere maintenance. Lineage: Eukaryota; Metazoa; Mollusca; Bivalvia; Ostreida; Ostreidae. The transcript is spliced from 5 exons.
AUGCCUAGGAAGAAGAGCUGGAAGAAAGCUGCUGUGAAGAAGACGAAAUCUUGUAAGGCAGAUGUGGGUGACAAGUACCCCACAGAUGUUGGCCACGUCCAACCAUCUGUGCCUCUGGGUGUAGGCCACGUCCUAACACCUAUGACAUCUGUACCGGCAGGGGUGAUCUCUACCACCCCUGUGACAGUGGUCUCUGCGGCUCUCCCUGAGACCACUUUGACUGAAACUAUGCCUCAAGUGUUGCCUCUGGCUCAAACUAUACCUCAAAUGUUGCCUCUGGCUCAAACUAUGCCUCAAAUGUUGCCUCUGGCUCAAAUGUUGCCUCAAAAGUUGCCUCAAAUGAUUACUCUGAAUUCCUCUCAGUUGCUUACUCAGAAUAUAUCUCAGAUUACAACUCAGAAUAUUACUCCGUUUACAAUGAACAAUAUACCAAAUGAAACAACACAUGCACUGCAAGGUAAUUGUAUGCAUCAGAAUUCAGAUAAUCUCGUGUUUGGAUCCUUCCAUCAGGGAAGCAUGAGGUUUUCAUCAUUUUCAAGAGGUAAUCAGUGUACAUGCAAUUCACUUAUGAUGUUGUCAAAUUCAUAUGAAAAUUUUUCAUUUACUAGUUCCUUUUUAGAUCAGACUCUGCUCAAGGGAGAUAAUUUGUACAACACAGCUGUGAAGAAUCUCCAGAGUGCUGGAAAUUUUAAAAGUAGGUUACUGAUGUUUGAUGAACUACCACUUCAUAUUGAUUCUGGUGAAAAUCAUCACAUUGUUGACAAGUUUGAUACAUUGUUUGGUUUAUUAGUUACAGAUGAUAAGAGAAAUCAAAUUCAAACUCUACAUGAAUGUCUGCAACAAGCAUUGGGGUUAUCUAGAUAUGUAUUAAUAAUGAUUGGCUCGAUAUGUUCAGCACUGUACAAAGCUUCAGACAAUGAUUUUUAUUUUUUUGACUCGCAUUCUCAUGGGGAAAAUGGUUUGUCUGAAUGUGAUGGAAAGUCUCUGAUGAGACACAGUUGCUGCUUAGAUGAUUUGUUAGGAUUUCUGUAUGCAAUGUAUGAAAGUAUGCACAUUGAAUUUGCAACUGAGUUUGAAGUGAUGCCUGUUGCCUUUCGCACACUUAUUCAUAGCUUCCCUAGUAAUAAUCAAAGUACACAUCAAUAUUGUAGAUUAGAUCAGUUAACAACAACUGCUCUCACAAACAAACAAUCUGCUGGUACCAAUACUGGUCACUUAAAAACAACAGCGAUAAAGAAAGAUAAAAAGGAUUACAUGAGAGAAUAUAUGAGAAACAAGAGACAGGAAUCAGAGUUCAAACAAAAGGAAAGGGACAGUAAAAGAAACAAAAGACAAGAUCAAGAGUUUAAAGAAAGGGAAAGGGACAGAAAGAGAAACAAGAGACAGGAUCCAGAGUUUAAAGACAAUGAAAGAGACCGUAAAAGAAACAAACGACAAGAUGCAGAGUUUAAAGGAAAAGAGAGGGACAGUAAGAGAAACAAGAGACAAGAUCCAGAGUUUAAAGAGAAGGAAAGGGACAGUAUGAGAAACAAAAGACAGGAUCCAGAGUUCAUAGAAAAGGAAAGGGACAGUAUGAGAAACAAGAGACAAGAUCCAGAGUUCAUAGAAAAGGAAAGGGACAGUAUGAGAAACAAGAGACAAGAUCCAGAGUUUAAAGACAGGGAAAGGAACAAAAAGGAAAGGGACAGUAUGAGAAACAAGAGACAAGAUCCAGAGUUUAAAGACAGGGAAAGGAACAGUAAGAGAAACAAGAGACAGGAUCCAGAGUUUAAAGAGAAGGAAAGGGACAGUAUGAGGAACAAGAGACAGGAACCAGAGUUCAAAGAAAAGGAAAGGGACAAUAAUGUUUUGUUGCAUGCUGAAAUCAAAAGGAAGUAUUUUACUAAUACAAAGUCUGUAAAUGGGCAGGAAUGGAUAUGCAACACAUGCAAUUCAAGUUUAAAAGAAAGUCGAACGCCAAAACUCUCUAUUGCAAAUGGAAUGACAUGGCUUCAAAAACCAAGUGAAUUAAAUCUGUUACCAUUGGAAGAAAGACUCGUAUCCUUAAGAAUUCCCUUCAUGCAGAUAAGAGAAUUACCAAGAGGAGGGCAGUAUUCAGUAAAAGGAAAUGUUGUAAACGUGCCAGUUGACAUUCAACCAACAAUCAACAGUCUUCCCAGGAGACUUGAUGAAAAUAUUACAAUACCUGUGAAGUUAAAAAGGAAACUAUCUUUUCAGCACUCUUAUUGUCAUGAAAAUAUCCGACCUACAAAGGUUCUGAUUGCUUUACAUUGGUUAAUGAAAAACAGUGAAUAUUAUCAGAAUUCAAACAUAAACAUAGAUGACAACUGGUUCCUUGAGGUCACCAAUUCCGCAAGCGAAUUAAUGAGAGAGUUUAUAGAGGGUCACACCAAUCAAGAUUCAGCAAUGCAUGACCAAUCAGAUGAAUCAGACUCUGAUGAAUUCUGUGAAGUUGAUAGUGGUAAGGAUGGAAAUCGUGAUACUUUACUAGACAGUGACUCGUAUGACAUGAAUCAGAUCUUCACAUUUGCUCCAGGAGAGGGACAGCGACCAAUUAGUUUGUAUCAAGAUCAAAUGGCUGAGUAUUUGUCAUUUCCUACAAUAUUUUGUGGCAAAGGAAGGGUAGAAAACGAUCAGCGUCAAAUACCUGUUUCAUAUGCUGAUAUUGCCAAGUGGGAAUUACGAAGUGUUGAUAGACGUGCUGCACAGUCGGUACCAAAUUUGUUUUUCAAAUUGAAAAAGAUUCAACUAAAACAGGUAACAGACAAAUGCAAUUUAGCCCUUAGAAAGUGCAAAACAAAGGGGAAAACCUUUACUGCAAAUGAAAUAAGAAAUCCUGAUCAAAUCAAUGACAUUGUUAGACACAAUGAGGGAUUUUAUGUUUUCAAACAGUUGAGAAAUUCUCCUCCUUAUCUUGAAACAAGAAAGAAAGACGUUUUUGCAAUGAUACGACAGCUUGGUCUACCAACUUGGUUUAUGUCCUUUUCUGCUGCAGAUACACGUUGGAAUGAUCUGAUCAGAGCAUUAGGAGUUUUAAACGAUGACAAACAGUACACAGAUUCUGAAAUUGAGAGCAUGACAUGGACUGAAAAGUCAAAGUUAAUUCAGAAAGAUCCGAUUACAUGCACAAGGUAUUUUGAUCAUCGUUUUCGGACUUUUUUGAAUACUGUGCUUAAGAGUGAUCAUCAUCCUAUUGGUAAGAUACAGGACUUUUUCUAUAGAGUUGAAUUUCAACAGAGGGGAUCACCACAUGUUCACAUGAUUGUUUGGAUUGAAAAUGCUCCAAAAUACUUAGAAAAUGAUAACAAGGAAAUUGCUGCAUUUGUUGACAGCUACUUGAAGUGUGAAAGGAAUACAGAAGACAAUUUGACAGAAUUGCAGGUUCAUAAACACUCACAAACAUGCAAGAAAAAAGGAAAGGCUGUUUGUAGAUUUGGAUUUCCACUUCCACCACUCCAAGCUACUAUGAUAUUAGAACCUUUGGACAGUGACAUUGAUAAAUACAAGAAAAUGCACAAGACUAUGCAAGACAAAGUGAAUGACUUUAAAAAUGGAUGUGACAUAAGCUGCACUUUCCAAGACUUUUUGCAGAAUGUACUACAACUUUCUGAAGAUGAUUAUAUAAAAUGCAUCAGAAGUUCUUUGAGAACACCCAAGGUAUUUUUAAAACGUAAACCCUGUGACUUGAGAGUGAAUGCUUACAACAGUACUCUUCUUCAUGCUUGGGCAGCAAACAUUGAUAUUCAGUAUGUUUUGGAUCCAUAUGCUUGUGCAAUGUACAUUGUCUCAUACAUAAGUAAAUCCCAAAGAGGAAUGAGUGAGCUGCUGAGUAGAGCUGCUAAGGAAGCAAGAGAGGGCAAUCUUGACAUUAAGAGACAAGUUAGACACAUUGGAAAUCAAUUUCUUAACAGUGUUGAAGUUGGAGCACAAGAAGCUGCAUAUCUAGUUUUGCAAAUGCCCCUUACAAAAGCAUCAAGAGAUGUAAUGUUCAUAAACACAUCUCCAGUUGAUGACCGUGUAAUACUUGUCAAACCUGAUUCAGAACUUGAAAAGUUGAAUGCUAAUUCCACAGACAUAGAAUGCAGUAACAUAGUCAAAAGAUAUGCAAAACAUCCAAAACAACUUGAAAACUGGUGUUUAGCUGACUAUGUGUCACAGUUAGAUGUAGUUUUCCCAAAGGAAAGUAUAAGUGAGCUGUCUGAAAUGGAAACAAAUGAUGAUGAGAAGCACCAGUCAGAAAAUGAAGAUAGUGGAAGUGAUACUGAGGGUGAAUUUAAAGAAGACAGCACAUUAGUUGUGUUGAGAAAUGGAAUUAAAAUCAAGCGCAGAAAAACACCAAGAGUUAUAAGAUAUGUGCGUUAUAGCUUAAAGACAAACCCAGAAAAUUACUAUAGAGAAAAACUAAUGCUGUUCACUCCAUGGCGAAAUGAAUGUUCUGAUCUUCUGUGUGGACAGCAGAGCUUUGAGCAGUCAUUUAACCAGAAAAAAUUUUUCUUGGCUCAGAAAAUCAAACAGUAUGAACACAAUGCUGAUGUGCUUGAGCAGGCAGAACAGAUGGCGCAGGAUGAUUUGACAGAAGCAUAUGAUGAAUUAGCUCCUGGUACUCAACAAACUGACGCAGAUGAUGAAUAUGAAGGAAAUGUUGAUUCUGAAACAUUCGUUCACUUUAAUCCAGAAAGGCCAAUUGAACAGAGAGAGUAUGAUAUAGGAAAUGAAGUUGGAAUUCCAUCAACAAGACAAUUAAAUGAACAGAGUUCUGUUAGAUUACCUGAUGAUGAGUAUUUAAAGCUUGUAGCCAGUUUAAAUUUGAAGCAACGCGAAUUCUUCAAUCAUGUUAUGCAAUGGAUCAAGUCUAAACAGGAACCUAUUCAUGCAUAUCUUUCAGGAGGUGCAGGAGUUGGGAAGUCAGUGUUAAUUAAAGCGCUUUAUCAAGCUUUACAUCGGUAUUUAUGUGCUAAGGAGGGUGAAAAUCCAGACGAUAUACGAAUUCUUCUUUGUGCAUACACUGGUAAAGCUGCGUUUAACAUUGGUGGUCAGACAAUUGCUUCUGCAUUUCACCAGAAAAUUAACCAAAGGCAGCAAAAUAUGCAUUGUGAUGAACUCAACACAUUUAGAACUAAAUACAGAAAUUUGUCAGUUGUCAUCAUAGAUGAAAUUUCAAUGGUUGGCAAUGCAAAGUUGGAAUUUAUCAAUGGCAGACUUCAGCUUCUUACUGGUUUGAAGAGGCCGUUUGGAGGCAUCAGUAUUAUUGCUGUUGGAGAUUUCUUUCAACUGAAACCAAUUAUGGAUGGCUGGAUUUUUCAAGAUUUAAAACAAAAUGCCCAAGCACUUGCAUGUAAUCUUUGGAAAGAAAACUUCACCUUAUUCGAGUUAGAUGAACUAAUGCGACAAAAGGAUGAUUUAGAAUUUGCACAGCUUUUGAACCGUCUUCGUCACAAUGAGAUGACUUCUGAGGACUUGGAUAUAAUUCACAGGUGCAUCAUUGCUGAAAAUAGUCCAAAUUAUCCACACAAUGCUCCCCAUCUUUUCACAAUGAAUGCAAAAGUAGAUGAAUAUAACAAUAAACUUAUAGAGCAACUUCCUGGUGAAAAAGUUAUUGUAAAAGCUGUUGACAGUGUCCUCCAAGACCACAGUAAGUCUGUGAAAGACCGACUACUCAGAUCAUUGCAAAAUCAAGAUGAUGUUAGCAAAACUGCAAAUCUCAUGACAAAACUAACUCUAGCCAUUGGAAUGAUAUAUGACAUUACAGUUAAUAUUGAUGUUACUGAUGGCUUGACAAAUGGUUCAUCAUGUACUGUAUUUCUUGUUGAAAACAGAUUACCUGGUGUAUCAAGGCCAAGUAUAGUAUGGGUGAAGUUUUUGGAUUCUGCAUUAGGGAGAAUUGCUCGACAGAAAUACAGACAUCUUUUCCAUGAUGGUGUUAUGGAUGAUUGGACACCGAUAUUUGACUGUCAGCGAUCUUUUGUUUUCAAUUCAACUACAUAUCAAAGAAUACAGUUUCCUUUAAGACCAGCUGCAGGUAAGACAAUUCAUAAGGCUCAGGGCUGCACUGUUGAUGAAAUUGUAGUAGAUUUAUCUCAGUCAAGGAUAAGGAAAACACCCCACAUUCAUUAUGUAGCUCUUAGUAGAGUUAGAUCUGUUGACAAAUUGCAUAUUCUGAAUUUCAAUGAGCAAGCAUUAACUGUUGAUGAUAAAGUUGUAGAAGAAAUGGAAAGAAUGAGGAAGGAAGCACCUCUAAAGCUGUGUUAUCUUCCAUUGUACAAAACAGAGCAGAACAAACUAAAAAUUAUGUUUAAUAAUGCAAGAUCUCUUCACAAACAUUUUGAUGAAAUUAAAAAUGAACCCAAUGUUGUAGCAUCAGAUGUUAUUGGUUUUUCAGAAACAAGACUAACCAUCAAUGAUGAACAGAAUUUUAUGAUGGAAGGUCACAAAGAAUUUCUGAACUUUAUGAAGUUGAAUUUAAAAUGCACACAAUUGAUCAAAAAGAUGGAUGACAGUGGGAAAAAUGAAAUGGGGCGAAUAUUUCCCUGUAUACAGUAUCUUAUAGACACCAAUUACUUGAUGUAA